Messenger RNA from Larimichthys crocea (large yellow croaker), 761 nucleotides. It is a transcript of the gene gnrh2, whose product is annotated as gonadotropin-releasing hormone 2. The transcript is spliced from 4 exons. The record is from RefSeq and is a predicted model, not a curated record. NCBI's taxonomy places the organism in Eukaryota, Metazoa, Chordata, Actinopteri, Sciaenidae. Gene Ontology annotation, biological process: multicellular organism development; reproductive process. Gene Ontology annotation, molecular function: gonadotropin-releasing hormone receptor binding; gonadotropin hormone-releasing hormone activity. Gene Ontology annotation, cellular component: extracellular region. The coding region runs from base 301 to 558 and encodes 85 amino acids.
CUUGUCCACCAGGGACCAUUCAUUUGAUCACUGGGAACAGAGGGACCAAAGGGGUCAGUGAUGGGCGGGGCAAGCAGUGAAAUGAUAAUGUAAAUGUACUCUAGGAGGAGGAGGGGGCGCUAAGACUCGUACAUAUAUUGAGAAAGAAGACGAGAUUGAAAAGAACAGUGGUAUACUUGUGAUACUUGAGAUACAUUUAGGAACUGACCAACUGAAGGACAAGCAGAGUGAGCUACCGGCGGGACUACGGGACUCCUGAAGUGAUAAAGUUGUAAGAGUUGAAACCAAGGUGGGAAUAUCAUGUGUGUAUCUCGGCUGGUUUUGCUGCUUGGGCUACUUCUAUGUGUGGGAGCUCAGCUGUCCAAUGCCCAGCACUGGUCCCACGGUUGGUACCCCGGAGGCAAGAGGGAACUGGACUCUUUUGGCACGUCAGAGAUUUCAGAGGAGAUUAAGCUGUGUGAGGCGGGAGAAUGCAGCUACUUGAGACCCCAGAGGAGGGGUGUUCUGCGAAGUAUUCUUUUGGAUGCCUUAGCCAGGGAGCUCCAGAAGAGGAAGUGAGAGCUUUCCAUCCUGAACUGCUUUUCUACCUAGUGACCCUCGUCUACAGUGUCCUCGUGUUGAUGUGAAACUUUAUGUCGAUUCUCUGUUUUGUCAGAUUUGUCAGUGAAUUUGUUUUCACGGCAUUACAUGGAUUUUCCCUGUGGAAAAGAAAUGUUGGAAAAAUAUGAUGUCAUAUAAUAAAGUAUCUAUUUUGAUAUUAA